This is a messenger RNA of Girardinichthys multiradiatus, 3932 nucleotides long. It is a transcript of the gene pkp1a, whose product is annotated as plakophilin-1. Gene Ontology annotation, molecular function: cadherin binding. Gene Ontology annotation, cellular component: cytoplasm; nucleus; adherens junction. Gene Ontology annotation, biological process: cell-cell junction assembly; intermediate filament bundle assembly; cell-cell adhesion. The transcript is spliced from 15 exons. The record is from RefSeq and is a predicted model, not a curated record. Lineage: Eukaryota; Metazoa; Chordata; Actinopteri; Cyprinodontiformes; Goodeidae. The coding region runs from base 356 to 2470 and encodes 704 amino acids.
CAACAUUUUGCAAGUUAAGACACACACAUUCUGCAGAGCUGCAACGGUCCCAAUAUUUAUGACAUAACUAAGUAUUUAAAUGUGCGUUCAAGCUAAACGCGUCUUUCCUCGGGCCCUCGACUCCACCCUUCAUCCCCACACCUGCAUGUGAAAUCUCCUCCGUCCUCAAAGGGGCGCGGUCCCCGUUGGGUGGAGUCCACAACUCCUGCUCACUGCUCUGGGAACAUUUGCCAAAUGUGCGCUCUUGGCACAUCCGCUGCACCCGUUGUUGCUGCGCCUCUUCUCCGUGGGCCCCGCUCUCGUUAGAAGAACUCCUUUGACCCCCGCUCCAGGUCACGGACCCGAGUUUAGGAAGAUGAUGGCACCGGAUCCGAUGCGUUCGGCCACGGACAUCGGGGGCGCGGAGGACACGUCGCUCGCGAUGCCGUCCGACAGGAGCCUGUGCACGGGACACCAGCGUGUGCUGAACCAGGUCCACAGCAUAAAGAGGGGCAGGUCCAAAUACAACAAGAACGGCACGACAAGUCCCACAAGCCCUCCUGCACAGACUUUCAAAACUUCUGAGUUUGGAACAUCCAAGUUCAAGGGAGCUAGCACCUACAGGCGUUCCAACUCUACCAUGUCAGCGGGCAACAGAGCGAAGAGUCGAAAUCUAACUACUAAAAUUACAAGAGGAAGAUAUUUCAGCUCCAACGUGGAACCGCAAGUCAGCACCUCCGCCUGGUCACAAAGUCCCAAUGGGCUGAAACCCAGUCGCAGUGACCCUGGUUUUGUUCCUGUUCCUAAUUUUUCUCCAGCACCUAGCAUGAAAGUCAAGGGGCAGGCCAUUUCAAGACAAAACACUCUCCACACACAAGGUGUUAGAGAGUCCCGUUCAAUGAUUAAUGGCUUGACAUUGUUUGAGAGCCAGUUGCGCAAUGUCCAGUCACCUUCUGGCCACUCUCAAACCGAUGGCAAGUUGGACAGCGUCAGGACAUCCAAAAUAGAGCAGACAUCAAUGGGGAACUCUGCAGUGAGCAUGUCAGAAAUCACCAUGCCUAAGGCAGUUGAGCUUCUGUCAGAGCUUGAUGAGAACUCCCAGCAAUGUGGUGCCAGCUACAUCCAGCACAUUUGCUACAAUAAUGAGUCUGCUAAAAAGGAGGUAUUAAAGCUUCAGGGAAUUCCACGUCUGGUGAAGAUCCUGGAAAGCGAAAACCCAUCGGUAACCCAGGCUGCUUCUGGGGCCCUGAGGAAUCUCGUCUUCAAGAACAUUCACAACAAGAAGAAGGUUCAUGAGUGUGGUGGUAUAGCUAAGGUCCUGAAUCUACUGAAGAACACGGAGUGUACUGAGACAAAGAAACAACUAACUGGCCUUCUCUGGAACCUGUCUUCGGCUGAUGAUUUGAAGCAAGAACUAAUGCAAACAGCACUUCCUUUUUUGACUAAGAAUGUGGUGGUGCCAUUUACUACCUGGUCAGAAAAUGGUGACGACAACCAUGUAGAUCCAACUGUUUUCCAUCAUGCCACUGGCUGCCUGAGGAACCUGAGCUCCGGCAAGCAGAAGGACAGGCAAGAAAUGAGGGAGUGCGACCAACUGAUCAACUCCCUAAUGAAAUAUGUUCUGUCUUGUGUGGCAGAGGACAAACCAGAUGACAUGUCUGUGGAGAACUGUGUGUGUAUCCUCCAAAACUUGACCUUCCAAAUAUGGCAAGAGUGUCCGGAAAUGUCAGACAAAUAUGUCAGUUCAAGAUCGCGUCAAUCUGAGAGCAAGAAAAGCCCCACGGUCGGAUGCUUCAGCCCCAGAAGCAGUAAAGCUGAAAACAAGAUUUAUUCGAGCGAGCCUAAAGGAGUGAAAGAAGGCAGUAAGGGGGUGGAGUGGUUGUGUGAUCAAAAAGCCAUAGAUGCCUACUUGGAACUGAUGACAUUGUCCAAAAAUGACACCAUAUUGGAGGCCUGCUGCGGAGCCUUGCAGAACCUCACUGCCAACAAGGAGCAUGCAACUAUCAGUGAGGAUUUGUUUGAGAAGUUUAAAUUUCAGGUUGGCUUGCCCUCUCUGAUGAGAUCACAUAACAUUGCUGUUCAAAAGGGUGCUCUUUCUCUUCUGGAUAACAUGGCUCGCAAAUCCAGUUUGCAGUUAAAGAUGGCAAGGCAAACCUUGCCUCAACUUUCAAAAGUGCUUUUUUCUGACACAUGGAAUGAUAAAGGCUAUGAUGAAAAUAUUGCAACUGCAUCUACCACAAUACAUAGACUGUUGCUGGUAGAGCAUGAGAGCAGCAAGAAAGCCAUCACUAAAGACCUGGUUUUCAGACUAAUUGACAUGAGUAAGAAAGAGCCUGAAGACAAAGCAACUACAGCAGCAUCAAAGCUGCUAUACAACUUGUGGUCAGAUAAGUUUUUGCACAGCAUCACAAAAAAGUUGAAAAUUGGCAAAGCGUACUUUGUGAAUCCCAAAACCAUCAAAGCCGCCGACCCUGAAAAAUUCAUCACCUGAUAUGAAUAAGAGCAGGAAACCGGCCUGAUUAGAGGCUUCUGCAGCCACACCCUUAAAGUCUUCACGGAUAAUCUUGUUGGAAGAACCUAUCAAUUAUGUCCUUCAUACACUGUGUAUAUAGAGUUAAGAGAUUGUAGUCUCAUCAGUAAUCAAAAGUUGUUUGUAAUUUAAUUUGAAAAUGUUUGUAUGUUUUGGUAGGUGAAGUGUGAGAGUGAUUGUGCAUUAAUGCUGAAGUCGACGCCCCUAUACCACCUCAUGGAUUGUCACUUGCAUAGAUUCUUAAGAUUCACAAAUGCCAAAAUCACUGUAAUAUGUCUCAGUUACUAGUGUCUAGAACAUAAAAUAUAUAUUGUGGUGUUAAGAACUGAGCAGUCUAGGUGGACAGAUUGCAAACAUGAAAAAAAUAAAAUAAAUGUGUUUUUUUUUUGUUUUUUUAAGUGUGCAAUGGUGAAAUUGGUGGGAAUUCAGUCAUUCCUUUUUAUUACUUUCAAGCAAAAUAAUACAAAAAUAAUAUCAGUUCACAGAAAAUGAAUUUGCAAAGAUGUAAAAAAAAAACAACCUAGACAUAUCUCAGUUUCUUUCAUUUUGAUAGGCAGUCAUAUAAAUAUGCCACUUAUAUUACUCAUUGUCCUGGCAGUGACUUCUGGUUACUCAUACAUAUAUUACAGGAACAUUCAAUGUCUUCAUUAGACAUUUCCAGUAUUGAGGUUUCUUUAGAUGUGCAGUACUGAGGGGGAUUCUUCUUUUUAUUGCACUGUCAUAAAAUGUGCAUAUCAUGCAAUUUGUAUUUGUGUUUUUCACAUUGGUUUGCAUUUUGGGGAAAAAAAAAAAAUGCGACAGUGGUAGCGUGAGUGUGGCAUGAGUCAUUUAUGCAUGUAAAGGAGUUUUGUGCAACAUUAAACAGUCAGGCCUGUCAACCUCUGACUGACAGUGGGUAGAGCCAUCUGUGUUGAAUGCUGGCUACACUUUAUAAGUAUUCUUUGAUCUAAUUUAGCUAAACACUAAGCUGAAAAUAAAAAGGCUGUGCCCUUUUUAUGUAAUCAUAAUGAAUUACGAGCUAAGCUCAAAUUCCCAGGCAAAAGGAGCACACUGAGACAUAAUGUUUGAUAGUUUGUUUUUUUUCAACUCAUGCCAUAUUUUUUCUGUCUCUUGCAAAUGUGGGGGUCAUUACAGGGUUAUCAGCUUUCACUACAGAAUUACUGCAUUUUUUUCAACAAAUAAAAUAUACAUCCUAGUCAUGAUUAAAGGUGGUUGGCAACUGUUAGGUCUCCUCAUCAAUCCAAAAGUGAAAGACAGUGGACUUUUUAUACUCUGCUGUCUUGAGAUUCCUCUGCCUUAUGGUGGCUCACAUUCAGUAUUGUUUUGGAUUGUGUUUUUUUGGAGAAUUGUAUGUGUUGCAUUUUAUUAGCUGCAUUGCUUGUUAAUCAGUUCAUUCAUGCAAUAAAAACAGCUAUGCAGAUGA